Halteromyces radiatus is the source of this 6294-nucleotide messenger RNA. RefSeq lists its product as uncharacterized. The transcript is spliced from 8 exons. The record is from RefSeq and is a predicted model, not a curated record. NCBI's taxonomy places the organism in Eukaryota, Fungi, Mucoromycota, Mucoromycetes, Mucorales, Cunninghamellaceae. Gene Ontology annotation, molecular function: lipid binding. Bases 94 to 6207 code for a protein of 2037 amino acids.
UUUUUUUUUUUUUCCUCUCUUUUUUUUCCCUUGCUUCACAUUUUUUUUUCUUUUCCUACUUUCUUUUCUUGUAUAACGAUAGUUUAUCGGAAUAUGUCAAUACAGAAUAGUACUGAAGGACAAUAUUCCCAAUCCUUACAAGUUGCUUUAGAUCGUUUUCGACAGUUGACAGCAACUAAUGAAUGGAUCUUAUUAAAAUCGAACUUGGAACAACAACAAUUAUCAGAAACAGGACAAUUACAAUUAUGGAAAUACAAGAAUGCUUACAAGGUGUCACUAGUGGAUCGUGAUACUUCUACUUUUUGUUGGUCUUUGAACGAUUGGCGUAGUUUAAUAGAAACGGACGGUUCUCAGGGUGUGAAUCAAAUGGUGGAAAAUAGACAAGUGAUUACAAGGUUAGACAAACAUACUCGAGUUAGUCGACUCAGAAUGAAGGAAGAAUGGAAUAUAGGAUCUCGCGAUCGAACGUUGAUUGAACAAGUUAUACAGCAUCCAAAAUCGUUACGUUACAUUGCCACAUCUACUCAACAGGACGAUCCUCUACAAAUCAUUUGCCUUGACAUUUAUCGUCCAACCAAUCAACCUGAUCAACAAUCCCAUGUGAUUCUUUACUGCCAAUGGGAACCAAACUCUACUACUAAAAUUAUCGAGUCAAUAUCAACAUACAUGUUGCCUAUUAUCACCAGAUCUCUUUCCUUUUUAUCAUCACAUGGAUCACCUCCUUUUAUUAGUCGACAAGAUUCUGGAUUGCAACUUGAACAUAAUUCAUACGAUCCUUCUACUCGCACUUUGGAUAUCACAUAUCAAUACUGUCCUAGUAAAUUUCACUCAUCUACAACUGCUGUUAUUUUAUCACCCACUUCUUCUUCCAAUAUCAAUAUCCAUCGUCAUAUAUCAUCACAUUUAUCAGCACAAAGUAGAUCCUGGGAUCAACCUCAAGAACCCGUGUUAUCUUCUUCUUUACGAAAACACGAUUUUAUGUCCUCUUCUAUGGUCUUUCGUCCUUCGUCUCCCAAGCGUCUUCCAGGUUCUCUGAACAAAAGAUUUUCUUCCGUCGAUAUCUCAUCUUCUUCACCUACUACAAAACCAACAAUGCAGCAAGGAUUCUUAACGCCAACUUCAUUUAGUACUGAUACAACAACUGGAAAUGAAUUGAUCAUCAACUUCAGUGGCAAACAUACAAUGACAGCUCAUCUCACUCUACAUCUUACAGCUCACACUGAUACUGAUUUGGAGAUGGAUACUAAUGUGACAAAUCAAUUCGCUCAAUUAUGUAUACGAUGCGCCAAACAACAAAUGGAAAAUAUAUCCUCUGAUACUAGGUAUAACCUGUUUGUCCAUCAUCCAGUAUCGCUUUUGGAAGAUUUGAAAUUACCUCAGGGAACAACAUCGUUGACGAUUACGCUUAAAUUUGUAUUACAGCCUCAGAUAUCUUUGGACAACAACGGGAAAAUGAUGUCUACUCUAUUGAAAGAAAUGCAGUUAUUUUUGAAUGGAAAUCAAUGGCCAGUUCGAUCAUCAAUGCCUUGGGACGUGGCAAGCGAUAGUAAUGAGGAUGACGACGAUGAUGAUAACAAUAUAGACGAAAAGGACGACGAUAUGGAGGCGGACCCUUUUAUGGAUAGUAUGGAGGAUAUUCAUGAUUCGACAACAACAACAUCAGCAUUAACAUCCGAGAAAUCGUUAUCACAACAACCAUCAAAUACAUAUAUGAAUUCUCAUUUACCUUCUUCAUCGACUACUGCAGCAACACCAAAGAUACUUCAAUCAUCAACUACCUUGACUAGCAUGGAUCAGAAAGAGACAACGAAAUCUCCACUAUCUUUUGAUGAACGUCCAAUUGUAGCUGAAACUAGUGUGUCACAACCAUCUUCUGUUCUGGAACAACAACAACCGCAAAAUGAGGAAGCAAUAACUGACAAGAAGUCAAGACAACGGCGACCACCUUCUUCUGGGAAGAAAAUCCAUAUUCCUCAUGUCGAUCCACCUGAAGUACUCAAAUCCUACCAAUAUUUCGACGCUCUCCUCCAUAGUGACAGCUGGUAUGUUACUCAAAAACCUGAUCAAAACAAUGGAUUCGCAACUAUCAUGAAGAUGGAUGUGGACGGGCAUCCAACAGGUGCUCUUCUUUGUGAAACUGUGUGGCAUCAUUGUAGUAUCUGGGACGCUAAGGCUGUAUUGACAUGUUCUGAAGCAAGGGAAAUAUGGGAUUCAAUGUUUGAAAAAAGUGACUUUAUAUGUGCCUUGACACCAUCAUGUUCCAUUUGGCAUACCAAAUUGAAAAGCGCCUGGCCUGCAAGUCCUCGUGAUUAUGUUGCUUUUACUUCUCAAUAUACAUCAAAGCAGCGAGUGGAUAUCUGUUCAACAUCAUGUAUUGGAGAUACCUAUGAACACUACAUUUUACCAAAGGAAACAUCGGAUUAUGUACGAGCAACAUUAGAUCUUUCAGGAUGGAGAUUGGAUAGUAUGGAUAGUGGCAAUGGAACAACAUCAACUAAAUCAACACCUACCUCAGUGUCUGUACGAUAUGUUUUGCAAACACAUUUCCAAGGUUGGAUUCCAUGGUAUCUAUUGAAUCAGUUAACAACUCAAGCUCCUAAUAUACCAACUUCAGCUUAUCAGUAUCUGAAAAAAUAUGGGGCACCUCCUUGUGUAGAAGACUUGGUGAUGGCGACAAUACGAAAGAUGAAAUACGACCAUACAAAGAAGAACUGGCGAUGUGAAUACACAAGAUCUAUUGUUUCUGGAGAUGUUGGACCGACAAAAGCAAUUAUACGUUUAGAUCGACGGCGUUGGGCAUGUCAUUCAGUGGAUGGUAGCUAUUAUAAUAUUACAAUCGAUCCUCCUCCAUCCAAAGUCAUUGCUGAAGCAAGAAAAGAAGAUCCUUAUGGAAUAUGGCUUGAUAUUGAACAUGACGAAUCCUUCAUUAUUCCACAGAGGGCCAAUAUACUAGUGCUUAUCAAACCUGGAAGACAUCAAAAUCAUAAUCAUUAUCAAAUACAACAACAACCACAACAACAACCACAACAACAACCACAACAACAACCACAACAACAACCACAACAGCAACAGCAACAGCAACAGCAACAACAACAGCAACAACAACAGCAACAACUACAGCAACAGCAACAACAGCAACAACUACAGCACCGUCAACACAAAAAGAAACGAAGAAGAGCAAUUACCUUGAUGAUAAAUGGUGCAGCUACACCUAUACAAAAUGACAAUUCAAUCAACAAUGGGGAAUUCUUGGAUUUAGAAGAUCAAGAAGCAUCAUCAUCAUCUGCUAAAGAAGUGCAUCCUACAACUCCAUCUUCAGCAUCAGCAUUGACAACACCCGCACGUACUAGCUCUACUCUAACGUCAAUGGCAGACGAAAAUUCAAUAGAACAACAGUUGCAAACUCUUUCGGUGACGCCUAUGGACCAAGCACAAGCAGCAUUAUUGUAUUUGAAAAAGAUGGAUGAACAAUUUGGAUGGACGGCAGUGUCAGACAAACAAGGAGUACGUGUCGACAAGCGUUCGGGAACGAAAUCAUCUUCGCUUACAACAAAAACGAAACCAAUUCAAGGAGCAUCACACCAAACAAGCAGAGGUAAAACAUCAACAACCACCACUUCCUCGACUAUGACUACAUCUGAAGGGAUUACCCGAAAAAAGUCUUCUUUAUCACUUGCAGACAACAACGACACAACAGCUCUCAAAACGUUACCAGAAACCCGUCAUCAGUACUCUUUGGAUGUACCAGACCCUUAUGUUAUCUACAAAUCUUCCAAAGUGAUCGAAAAUUUUUCUGUGGAAGAAGUUGCUUCGGUAGUUACCAAUGUCUCGGAUGUCCGUGUGUCUUACGAUUCUUCUAUCGAAAAAUGUCAAGUAAUCCAACCUGUCCAACGUGGUUGUCAAGUUAUUCGACAAGAAAUCAAAGGUAUCUUUCCAUUCAAAUCGCGUGAACUCUAUCUGGCAUCAUGUACUGCGUUUGAAAAGACAGUGGGUCCUCCAUCAUCGAAAAGAAUUCUCUAUGUGGAAAGCUCGCUGGAUUUACCAAUCAUCAAAUCAAACAAGUUACCUAGAGGAAAAUUAUUUAUUUCUGGUUGGAUCUUGGAACCAAUUGACCCAUAUACAACAGCCACCAAUCAUCCUAUUCCUUCUAUGCGUGCUACUCAUGUCAUUGCUUUAGACCUUGGUUCCUCGAUUCCUUCCUAUCUCAGCAAUAUGGCUGCAUCCGGUACGGCAUCUAAAAGAAUCCAAUGGGUGGAACAAUAUCUGAAACAAAAAGGUCCUCUUCCUUAUUUGGUACAUCCUCUUCCUGCGGUUGGAUUGCAAAAAAAUCAAUGUGUAGAUAUAGAGUUAUUACAAGACGAAGAGAAUGGAUUUGUCAGCAGCAGCACAACGAAAGAUGAUGAAGGCAAUGUUCCUUUUGGUCAUGCCAAUACGACGGUCACUUCAACGACGACUACAGCGGUGGCAACAACACGUAUGACAACAUUACGUUGGAGCGAUGUACAGACAAUUUAUGAUCAGCAUUCUUUACUGGUGAAAAGUCAAUGUCAAUAUCAGCAACCUCCUCCGCCUAUAACACCACGAACUUCUGACUUUUCAUCAUUUUCUUCCACCUCUUCACCUUCUGCAGCAAAUUCAUCAGUAGUAACACCAUUAUUACAACCAUCCCCUACCCUGGUUCAACCGGUAAGCUCCAUUAGUGCCUCUUGGAUGGAUCGUCGUCAUAGUACUACAUCAUCUUCACAUACAACUCAGAAUCAACGUCGCGGAUCAAUGCCUCCGAAUGCAUCAUUGUCUUCUACUGUUACAGCUGCUGCCAUUGCCGCUGCUGCCAAACAACGUAAACUCGAAUUGGAAAACAAUACAAGUAACAACCAUAGCCCGACAAGUCGUACAUCUAGCGUGAUGAUGGAUCCUAUUCUUUGUGAAGUCAUUGUUGAUCUUCAAGCAUUUCCUCAAGGCUACGAUGUCCAAGUACGAUUUCGACAGCACCAGGAUGUCAAUGAUGAUAUCAGCAACAACAUUGAUGAUGACCAUUACGAUCAAAGGGAUUUAUCAGGCUUGUUAUCAGUGAUGAUCUCGGAAUUGGCUCCCACUCCAUCCCAUCUAUUAUUGGCAACAACUGAUAGUGCGAAAGCACCUCCAGGAAAGCAUGUCGUUCAAGUGACUCUUGUAGCAUCUUCUCUCUGUCAAACAACUCUCUUUCAACCCAAGGAUCAAGAUGUAUACGAUUUAGAACUAGAAUUACGACCACAUCAGCCACCACCGACUCAUAUUGAAGGAGGCGAUCGAUUGACGAUGUCUGAUAUAUUAGGUGAUGAUGACGAUGAUGAUGACGAUGAUGGAAAGAAAAAAUCAACAAAGAAACAUGGUAAGGAAUCAGUGCGUUGGCAAGGUCCUGUGUUUGUAGAUGGACAAAAAUUGAUGGCGUAUGGCGAAGGUAUCAGAAUCACAUCGAAGCGACGACCCACCACUGCGAUUUCUUCUUCUUUGUCGACAUCUAUGGAAAACAAAAACAAGAUGAUAACUGAGUCUUAUGAUGACAACAACAAGGAAAUGAGUGAUCGGUAUGAUGAAACUAGCUUGGCAACUAGAAAACAAGAUAUCAAGGAUCAUGAAUUACUUUCUGAUACAUCCUCUAUCUCUUCCUCUUACUCUACGUCUUCUUCUGGUGAAGAUGAUCAAGAAGAUCCUGAAACUGUAUCUAAUGGUCCUUUUCUUGGUCAAAGUGUAGUGGCGGCAGCUCUGGGUGGUGUGAACGAUAUCCGUAUGCGUGUGAUGUUUCCAUUUCGCAAUCCAUUUUAUCUCCCUCAGUCUCUCGAAGCAAUAACAGGCAUACAACCAUCCACUAAUGAAGAAGAGGCAAGCAAAAGUAUUAAUGGAAAUAAUACGACAGGAAAUUCAACAACUGCAGCAACAACGACAACAUUAAAACAGGAUGAAAACAAUGUGGUCAUGAAUGCAAGGGAAGAAGCCAUUCAUGAUACUGGAUUAUAUCCUACGGUGGUUAUGGUUCGAAUGAUGAUCUUGAUUGGUUUGAUUGGACUCUGUCUGUUUUAUGUACUGACCCUUGUGAUCUUGCAACCGAUGGUGGUGGUUUUUGAUACACAGAAACCUAUUUAUUCCUUGGGCCGAUUACCGUGGUUUGGUGGUUGGCAGAUACAACUUGUAGCUAGUCAAACUUCAUUCACUUGUCAUAAUCCAUAGUAUUCUUUAUAUACCCUUUCUCCCCCCUUUUUUUUAUACUGCUAUAUGUCAUAAUAAAAAAUAAAUACCCUGAUUUGAUUCACUCUU